AUGUCUCUUUCUCUCUUUCUCGAUCCGUACUACUGGAUGCUGGUUGGUGCUGUCACCCAGUUCAAGUCGCUUCCGGAACCCACCCAAGACUUUACCGGGAAGAAGAUCAUCAUCACUGGUGGGAACGGGGGCCUGGGCCGCGAAGCAGCCCGCACGUUUGUCAAGCUGGGCGCUGCUACCGUAGUGAUAGCAUGUCGCGACCUAGACAGCGCCGAAGAGGCCAAGACCGACAUUGAGACCACGACAGGCCGGAAGGGUGUUGUCAAGGUGUGGCAGCUCGACCUGAAGUCGUUCGACAGCGUCAAGGAGCUGUGUCGCCGGGCCGAGCGCGAGCUGGACAGGCUCGACUGCCUCGUGGAGAACGCGGCCGUCUUGUCGUUCAGCCGCGAGAUGGCCGAGGGCCACGAGAGCAGCGUCACGGUCAACGUCAUCUCGCCCAUGCUGAUGGUGUUUAUGCUCCUUCCCUUGAUGAGAAGGACGGCAGUCCAAUUCAACGUCGUGCCGCAUGUUACUACAAUGAGCUCGGAUGCUCAUCUUGGUGCAAAGUUCCCCGAGAGGUCACAGCCAAACAUCUUCGAGGCACUGAAGAGCGAGGGCAGCUAUCAGCUCGACAAGUACAGCACGACCAAGCUCGUGAACCUCUUCGUCAACAGACAGCUGGCGGAGCAGCUGGGCCCAGACAGCAGCGUCAUUGUCAACAUGGUGAGCCCGGGCCUGUGCAAGACUCGACUGUUCCGGGAGAUGAUGUUUCCCUUCAACUACGUCUUCCGCAUGGUCGAGCUCGCCGUGGCGCGAACUGCCGAAGCGGGCUCACGCACGCUAGUCCACGCCGCCUCGGCAGGCCGAGAGUCGCACGGGAGGUACCUCGAGGCCUGUGGCAUCCGGGGCGAGGAGCAAUUUCUCGGGGGCGAGGAGGGCCGGAAGACGCAGAAGAAGCUCUACGGCGAGCUCCGGGACAUUCUAGAGGGUAUCCAGCCCGGAGCCACAAAGAUCUAG
Thyridium curvatum is the source of this 996-nucleotide messenger RNA. RefSeq lists its product as uncharacterized. Lineage: Eukaryota; Fungi; Ascomycota; Sordariomycetes; Thyridiales; Thyridiaceae. The coding region runs from base 1 to 996 and encodes 331 amino acids. The transcript has 3 exons. The record is from RefSeq and is a predicted model, not a curated record.